Molecule: messenger RNA, 2064 nt
Organism: Zasmidium cellare ATCC 36951
Lineage: Eukaryota; Fungi; Ascomycota; Dothideomycetes; Mycosphaerellales; Mycosphaerellaceae
Exons: 1
Coding region: 1-2064 (687 amino acids)
Source: RefSeq, a predicted model, not a curated record
AUGGCCCUCCACAAGCAAGACGAGGCCUACGCCGCCUUCGAGAAGGACCCCGAGAGCUUCUGGAAGUACCAGGCCGAGCAGCUCGUCUGGCACAAGAAACCUCAGACGACCUACAAGAAGUUCACCAAGAAGCUUCCCAAUGGCAUAGAACACGACACCUGGCAGUGGUACCCGGACGGAGAGAUCAGUACGUCAUACAACGCGGUUACGAGACACGUCGAAGCGGGCCAUGGCGACAACAUUGCGAUCAAGUGGGAUAGUCCAGUUACUGGGAGCAAACAGAACAUCACGUACAAGCAGUUGGAAGAGGAUAUAUCAAUCUUGGCGGGUGCUCUGAGAGAAGAGGGUGUGAGGAAGGGAGAUGUUGUGAUCAUAUAUAUGCCCAUGAUACCGGCUGCGUUGGUGGGAAUGCUUGCGGUUGCGAGGUUGGGUGCUAUACAUGCGGUGGUUUUUGGAGGUUUCUCGGCAUCUUCAUUGGCACAACGAAUUGACGACAGUCGAGCGAAAGCUAUUCUGACAGCCAGUUGUGGAAUCGAAGGCGCAAAGGGACCGCUUCCGUACAAGCCCAUGGUCCGAGGAGCGGUUGAGCAAGCCAAGCACAAACCGUUAAAAGUGUUCAUUUGGCAGCGGGACGAGUCACGGUGGAACGACACAGACAGACUUGCAGGAGAACGGACUUGGCAGAGAGUUGUCAAAGGAGCACGAGAUCGAGGUGUAAGGGCUGAGAAUGUCCCUGUCAAGAGCAACGAGCCUCUAUACAUCAUCUACACCUCAGGCACGACAGGCUCGCCGAAGGGAGUAGUACGCGAAGCAGGAGGUCACGCUGUUGGUCUCAACUUCACGGUCCGCUAUGUCUUUGGCAUCAGAGGACCAGGCGACACGCUCUUCACGGCCAGUGACAUUGGAUGGGUAGUAGGCCACUCGUAUAUCGUCUACGGUCCACUCCUCGCCGGCGCCUCCACCAUCCUCUUCGAAGGCAAGCCCGUCGGCACUCCCAACGCAGACACCUUCUGGCGCAUCCUCGACGAGCACAAGGUCAACACAAUGUUCACCGCCCCAACCGCGCUCCGCGCAAUCCGCAAAGACGACCCCCAAAACAAAUUCUUCAAAGCCCGCGGCGAAAAAGGCGGUCUCAAGAACCUCCGCGCCCUCUUCCUCGCCGGCGAACGCAGCGAACCCGCCAUCGUGACGAUGUACAACGAGCUCAUCCAGAAACACUGCGCCCCCAACGCCACCGUCAUCGACAACUGGUGGUCCUCCGAAUCCGGCUCCCCCAUGACCUCCCUCGCCCUCCUCCCCGGCGUCGCCCUCAACUUCAACGACCACAAAUUCUACACCCCCCUCCCCAUCAAACCCGGCUCCGCAGGAAAACCCGUCCCGGGCUUCACAAUCCGCAUCGUCUCCGACGACGGCGCCCCCGUCCCACAAGGCGAAAUGGGCAACAUCGUCCUCGGCAUCCCCCUCUCCCCCACCGGCCUCACGACCCUCUGGCAAGACGCCCCGCGCUUCCACAAAUCCUACCUCGCGCGCUUCGACGCCAAAUACAUCGACACAGGCGACGCCGGCCUGAUCGACGCCUCCGGCUUCGUGCACAUCAUGUCGCGCGCCGACGACGUCAUCAAUGUCGCCGCCCACCGCCUCUCGACAGGCCAGAUCGAACAGGCCAUCUCCACGCACCCCUCCAUCACCGAAGCCGCCGUCGUCUCCAUCCCGGACCCCCUCAAAGGCCACGCGCCCUUCGCCUUCAUCGCCAUCGCCCCGCCGCCCUCGGACCCCGCCGCCCUCCUCGCGGACCUCAACGCCCGUCUCCGCCACGCCAUCGGCCCCAUCGCCUCCCUGGCGGGGUUUAUCGCCAAGCCGGGGAUUAUUCCCAAGACGCGCUCUGGCAAGACGUUGAGGCGGUGUUUGAAGGAGAUGUUGGAGCAUGCUGUUGCGGGGGAGUGGGAGAAGGAGGUGGUGUAUCCUGCGACGAUUGAGGAUCCGAGUGUCGUGGGGAAGGCGAAGGAGGCGGUGAGGGAGUAUUUUGAGAUGGGGGAGGGGAAGAGGUUGAAGGCGAAGUUGUAG